CUAGUUGGGUAAAAACUCCGAGAUAGAUACCCAGAACAAGACAAAAAGGAGCCGCCUCUUCCUCCUCCGCCAUGGGCGACUCCUCCUCCUCUUCGGCGAUGGCGGCGGCGGCGAGGAGGUGGCUCGAGGCGAUCGACGCGAAGAGCGCCGACCCCGCCGUCGCCACCGACGCCGCGUGGCGCGGCGGAUUCUUCGACGCGCUCGCCCUCUCCGGCAUCCGCGUCAGCCUCGCCGAGCGCGGCCGCGCCUCGUGCUCCUUCCGCGUCCCCGCACACCUCACCGAUGGCGAGGGGAGGUGGCAACCGGGGCCGAUGGCGACCGCGAUGGACGACGUGGGCGCGGCGGCGAUCAUGUCGGAGGAGGGCAUCAUCAAGGUCUCCGUCGCCUUCGACAUCUCCUUCUUCAACCCCGCCAUGUUCAAUGAAGAGGUGGAGUUCGAUGCACGAGUGGUAGAUCGGAAGGGGAUGCUGACAGCAGUGGUGGUGGAAAUCAGAAAGAAGGGUGACGGCCGGCUGGUCGCUGUCGGCCGACAGUGGAUGUCCUCCACCCGGCCUUUAAAAAGUAAGUUAUGAAUAUAUACAUCUUAAUACGGAGACAAAUGGAUAAUUCUUGUACUAUCCCAAUCUUAAAAUAUGUCUAUGUACUUUUCACUUAUAACAAAAAAAAAUCAAAAUAAUUGUUUAUCUCUUGCUUAUUUUACUGCGUUUCAAAUAUGGUUAAGUAGUCCAUUAUACAACAUAAUUUUGAUAUUUUUAGUAGUCCAGAGUAAAGUACAAUGUAUAUAAAAAUUCCUUAAGUAGUACAAGAAUCAACUUGCAAUAUUGGACUAGUACAUGAUUGUUCAUACAUUUUACUUAAUAACUUAUUACUAUAUAAGUCGUACUGCUGCCGCCAAUACUACUAGAUUAUAUUGUUUUUGUCCUUUCUUUUGUAAGAUAACUAUUCUUAGUUGAGGCUUUCUCUUCUCCAUCUGGUGGAGGGAAUUGGAGACAGGUUAACAAUUCCUGUGUUUACUAUCUUGUGUAAAUUUUUAGAUAUAUAAAGUGAGAAAAUUGUGAUGUUUUUACGAGUAUCAAA
Molecule: messenger RNA, 1077 nt
Organism: Ananas comosus (pineapple)
Lineage: Eukaryota; Viridiplantae; Streptophyta; Magnoliopsida; Poales; Bromeliaceae
Exons: 3
Coding region: 72-572 (166 amino acids)
Molecular function (GO): fatty acyl-CoA hydrolase activity
Source: RefSeq, a predicted model, not a curated record